Leucoraja erinaceus (little skate) is the source of this 2448-nucleotide messenger RNA. It is a transcript of the gene gars1, whose product is annotated as glycyl-tRNA synthetase 1. The record is from RefSeq and is a predicted model, not a curated record. Gene Ontology annotation, molecular function: glycine-tRNA ligase activity; ATP binding. The coding region runs from base 11 to 2257 and encodes 748 amino acids. Gene Ontology annotation, biological process: mitochondrial glycyl-tRNA aminoacylation. NCBI's taxonomy places the organism in Eukaryota, Metazoa, Chordata, Chondrichthyes, Rajiformes, Rajidae. The transcript has 17 exons. Gene Ontology annotation, cellular component: mitochondrion; cytoplasm.
CUCGUGCCCCAUGCAGCCGUUGGUGCGCGCCGCUACCGCCGUGUCCUUGUCCCUCGCGUCUCCCUGUGCUCGCGCGUUGCUGCCACUGCGGUUGUUGUCCGGCGGGUGGACGCCGCCGCCGCUGCUGCAGUCGGGCCCCGGCCCCCAUCACCACCACCACCACCACCGGCAUCAGCUGCAGCAACCGCCACAGGCCGCCACCAUGGACGGGGACGCGACCGGCAUGGAGAUGGUGCUGGCGCCGCUGAGGCAGGCGGUGCGGGAGCAGGGAGAACUUGUUCGGAAGUUGAAAGCCGAGAGCACGCCUCAGGUGGACGUUGAUAGAGCAGUGGCUGAACUGAAAGUGCGGAAGAGGUUCUUGGAAGCCAAGGAGUUGGCUCUGCAACCAAAGGAUGAUAUUGUUGACCGAACUAAAAUGGAGGACACGCUAAAGCGGAGGUUCUUCUACGAUCAGGCGUUUGCCAUCUAUGGAGGGGUGAGUGGUCUGUACGACUUUGGUCCUGUCGGCUGCGCUCUGAAGAACAACACCCUUCAGAUCUGGAGGCACCACUUCAUCCAGGAAGAGCAGAUCCUGGAGAUCGACUGCACGAUGCUGACUCCAGAACCUGUCCUCAAGACCUCUGGCCACGUGGACAAGUUUGCUGACUACAUGGUGAAAGAUCUGAAGAAUGGGGAAUGUUUCCGAGCCGACCACCUGCUCAAAGCUCAUUUGCAGAAAUUGAUGUCCGAUAAGAAAUGCUCAGUGGAGAGGAAAGCAGAGAUGGAAGAUGUCAUCACCCAGAUGGACAAUUACAGCCAGCAAGAGUUAGCGGACCUGUUUGUGAAUUACAACGUCAAGUCCCCAGUCACCGGGAACGACCUGUCCCCGCCCAUCUCCUUCAAUCUGAUGUUCCAGACAUCCAUCGGACCAGGGGGCAACAUGCCAGGCUACCUCAGGCCUGAAACAGCUCAAGGGAUUUUCCUCAACUUCAAACGGUUGCUGGAAUUCAAUCAGGGAAAGCUUCCCUUUGCCGCUGCCCAGAUUGGCAACUCGUUCCGUAAUGAGAUCUCCCCGCGAUCAGGCCUCAUCCGCGUCAGGGAGUUCACCAUGGCAGAGAUUGAGCACUUUGUGGAUCCCAGUGAGAAGAACCACCCCAAGUUCUCCAACGUGGCCGACCUCGAGUUAAUGCUGUACUCGGGCCAAGCCCAGACCAGCGGGCAGUCGGCACGGAAGAUGCGGCUAGGAGACGCCGUGGAACAGGGGAUCAUCGAUAACUCUGUGCUGGGCUACUUCAUCGGAAGGAUCUACCUGUUCCUGGUCAAGGUGGGCGUGUCGCCCAGCAAGCUGCGCUUCCGGCAGCACAUGGAGAACGAGAUGGCCCACUACGCCUGCGACUGCUGGGAUGCCGAGGCCAAGACCUCCUAUGGCUGGAUCGAGAUAGUUGGCUGUGCUGACCGAUCGUGCUACGACUUGGCCUGUCAUUCCCGGGCGACCAAGGUGCCUCUGGUGGCAGAGAAGCUUCUGAAGGAACCCAAAACUGUCAGCGUUGUGCAGUUUGAGCCCAACAAGAGCGCCAUUGGCAAGGUGUUCAAGAAGGAGGCCAAGAUAGUGAUGGAGUACCUGAGUGUAUGUGACGCGUGCUACAUCACAGAAAUGGAGACGGAGCUGAAUGAGAAGGGGGAGUUCACUUUUGAAUCCGACGGAAAGAAGUUCACCCUGACCAAGAACAUGGUUGGAGUGAAAAGGUUUCAGAAGACCCUGCAUGUUGAGGAGAUCACCCCCAGUGUGAUCGAGCCGUCCUUCGGCAUCGGGAGGAUCAUGUACACCGUGUUCGAGCACACGUUCAACGUGCGGGCUGGCGACGAGCAGAGAACGUACUUCAGCUUCCCAGCGCCUGUGGCCCCCUACAAGUGCUCCGUUCUGCCGCUCAGCCAGAACCAGGAAUUUGCUCCCUUCGUCAAGGAGCUGGCCGAAGCACUGAACAGACACGGGGUGUCCCACAAGGUGGACGACUCGUCGGGCUCCAUUGGCAGACGCUAUGCCCGGACGGACGAGAUCGGCGUGGCGUUCGGCAUAACCAUCGACUUUGACACGGUCAACAAGGUGCCGCACACGGCCACGCUGAGGGACAGGGAUUCCAUGCGGCAGAUCCGGGCCGAGAUUUCACAGCUGCCGCAAGUUGUCCGGGAUUUGUCCAACGGUUCCGUGACCUGGGCUGGCAUUGAGGCCAGCUACCCAUUGUUCGAAGGGCAGGAGACCAGCAAGAAGGAGAAUUAAACAGCCGGUACCCCCCGCCCGCACCCCUCCCGUCCCGUCCCGGAGCCAUGUCGGUUGCGUGGGGCAGCGUCGUUCGGUAAGGAGUGGCCGCAGAGUGGUACCGAGACGAUGACCACUCCACCCAGUGAAUGUCAGCCCACCCCCCCACCUGUCAGUGGUGUUCCCAGCAAUAAAGUCUGAGUGGGAAACCA